GAGAAGAAUCGGUGACCGGAAGUUAUCUGGCUGACCGGAAGCGAGGCCUGAGGGAAAGUGCGGAUGCCCGGAGGGAGGAGCUUUCCACGGAAGGGGGCGGAGGGGACGCUCGGAGCGGCCGGCGUCCUGCGUGUCUCCGCUUUGAGGCUGAGCGGAGGACGCCGAGCGACCGACCGGUGGGCUUCAGAGAGCCCGAGUCCGGCUGAGCUCCGGCGAGACCCGGUGCCUCACGACCCCGAGAGCCGAACGGGAGGGAUUCCUGUCACCCGGGCACCUGAGGAGUAGCCAGGGUGCAGCCCGUAGGUCAGGCUUGGGGCGCUGCGCGAGGAGCUGGGUUUGUAGCUGACUUCCACGGUGCUGUCUGCCGGGUAGAGUUACGCUCCGCGCCUUUGUACAGGAGCCGGCGCCUGCUGGGGCAAGGAAGGAGCCGGGAUGGCCUGGGCUCUGAAGCUGCCGCUAGCCGACGAAGUGAUCGAGUCGGGGCUGGUGCAGGACUUUGAUGCUAGCCUUUCCGGCAUUGGCCAGGAACUGGGUGCUGGUGCUUAUAGUAUGAGUGAUGUCCUCGCAUUGCCCAUUUUUAAGCAAGAAGAGUCAAGUUUGCCUCCCGAUAAUGAGAACGAGAUUCUGCCUUUUCAGUAUGUCCUCUGUGCUGCCACGUCUCCAGCGGUGAAGCUCCACGACGAGACCCUGACCUACCUCAAUCAAGGACAGUCUUAUGAAAUCCGAAUGCUAGACAAUAGAAAACUGGGAGAGCUUCCAGAACUCAACGGCAAGCUGGUGAAGAGCAUAUUCCGCGUAGUGUUCCACGACAGGCGACUGCAGUACACUGAGCACCAGCAGCUGGAGGGCUGGAGGUGGAACCGACCAGGAGACAGGAUUCUCGACAUAGAUAUUCCAAUGUCUGUGGGUGUCAUUGAUCCCAGGGCCAAUCCUACCCAGCUAAACACAGUGGAGUUCCUGUGGGACCCUUCAAAGAGGACAUCUGUGUUUAUUCAGGUGCACUGCAUCAGCACUGAGUUCACCAUGAGGAAGCAUGGCGGGGAGAAGGGGGUGCCAUUCCGAGUGCAGAUCGAUACCUUCAAGGAGAAUGGGAACGGAGAGUACACAGAGCACUUGCACUCGGCCAGCUGCCAGAUCAAAGUCUUCAAGCCUAAGGGUGCAGACAGAAAACAAAAAAUAGAUAGAGAGAAAAUGGAGAAACGGACGCCCCAUGAAAAAGAGAAAUAUCAACCUUCUUAUGAGACAACCAUACUCACCGAGUGUUCUCCGUGGCCUGAGAUCACCUACGUCAACAAUUCCCCAUCCCCUGGCUUCAACAGCUCCCAUAGCAGUUUCUCUCUUGGGGAAGGAAAUGGCUCGCCCAACCACCAGCCGGAGCCACCCCCUCCAGUCACGGAUAACCUCUUGCCAACAACCACGCCUCAGGAAGCCCAGCAAUGGCUGCAUCGAAACCGGUUCUCCACAUUCACGAGGCUUUUCACCAACUUCUCAGGGGCAGAUUUACUGAAACUAACUAGAGACGACGUGAUCCAAAUCUGCGGCCCUGCAGAUGGAAUCAGACUCUUUAAUGCAUUAAAAGGCCGGAUGGUGCGGCCAAGGCUAACCAUUUAUGUCUGCCAGGAGUCGUUGCAGUUGAGGGAGCAGCAGCCACAGCCGCAGCCACAACAGAAGCAGGAGGAUGGGGAUUCACAUGGUACUUUCUUCGUGUACCACGCUAUCUAUCUCGAGGAGCUGACAGCUGUCGAACUCACAGAAAAAAUUGCUCAGCUUUUCAGCAUUUCUCCUCACCAGAUCAGCCAGAUUUACAAGCAAGGGCCGACAGGGAUCCAUGUUAUCAUCAGCGAUGAGAUGGUACAGAACUUCCAGGAAGAAGCCUGCUUUAUUCUGGACACAAUGGAAGAAACCAGUGACAGCUAUCAUGUCAUUCUCAAGUAAGACGAGGUCCUACCUUUGAUGGCUGCUGCUGCCUUCACCUCUUGACGGCUGCCUUCCCCUCUUCACCUUCUGAAGGGGACAUGACUGGAGAUUAAAGAGCUUCAGGAACCUGGCACAUCUGAAUGUUGGGGGGAGGGGGGAGGCGUGUCCUGUGCAGGGUGAGCAGGCCCCAAGGUGGAAUCCCAGAGUCCUGUAUUGGCCCCUGUGAUCACUGACGUCCUCUGAUCACUGGCCGGACAUGGAGCCAGCAGUUUCCUUAUUUUCUGGCCCCUGUUGAUACCAGGAAGAAGCCCCAUCAUUAGGGUUUGUAGAGGGCAGAGUGGUAAUGGGAGUCAUGUGAUGUUUUCUAGGAAGAUGUUUAGUUUUGUGAUACAGAGCUCUGACAUUUUACUGAUCUAAACGUGAACAUCUGUCUUCAUAAAACCAAGCUCUCUCUCUUGCCUCAAGCCUAUUGGCAGCUCUGCUCUGCUCUGCUCACAACUGUGAGGAGGAGAAACAGAAUCUCUCCUUUCCUUUUUUGAGACAGGGUUUCAUGUUCUUGCCUCUACCUCCCAAGAGCUGGGAUCACAAGCUUUUGACACCUGGUCUGUUUCUGCAGUGCUGGGCUUGAACUCAGAGCCUCACAUGCUGGGCAAGCACUUUCUCCAGCUGAGCUCCAGCAGGCCCUUCCCUUUAGUGCUAGGACAGGCUCCAGAUUUCUAAUUUGGUUCACCUGCAAUACCACAGCUGAGAGUGAUUUUGGCUAAUGUGUAUUGGGGUAGACCGAAUGGUAAAUCCCAUGGACGGAUAAUCUUGUUUUAUCCCCUUAAUAAACCCAAAACAGCUGGGGACACAGGGACUCGAGGAUGAGGAGAUGCGGAUGAAGUGGAGGGGCUUCUGACAACACCAGAUGCCACCCUUUGCUGCCAGUGCUCACCAGUGGGUCUUUCUGGGGCUAUGCUGGAAACUGAUGGACUAGCCACUGAAGGAGGCAACCAUACUUUACCAUUAUAGUGAUAAUGAAGCCCCAGACAGACAGACACCCAAUGUCACACUAACCUCAGCCCAGAGCUAGAGGUGAGAGAGACAAGCGUGUCUGACCCCAGGCUUCGUUGUUCGUGAAUGAUAUUCUCAAAGCUGUUUAAAGUAAAUGAGCUAUUCCACCCUGCUCUCCCCUCCCCUGUCUUGUUUUGGCAUAGUGUUGUGUUUUUUGUUCUUUUUUUAAAUGUAAGCUUUAUUAAAAAAGAAAAAUACAUUCUUUUCCUAUUCAAACUCACACUGUGUUUAUGUUCUGCCUUUCAAAUGGCUGUGUGUCUGUGUGCAUGUACAGAAUUGUAAAGCACCUAGGCCCUCCUUUUUCUCAUGAAGUUUGUUUUAGCUUGGUUUUCCAAGAAAACAUUUCUCUGUGGAGCCCCGGCUGUCCUGGAACUCACUCUGUAGACCAGGCUGACCUCAAACUCAGAAAUCCACCUUCCAAGUGCUGGGAAUAUAGGUGUGUGCCACUAGCUUAGUCAGGCCACAUGUAAAGUUUUACCAGAAAUUUCCUUAAAUUUUGUUGAGACGAACAAAGAUAAUGUUAAGGAUUCUGUAUUAAAUUUGAAUUUAUGUGUGUUUUUGAAGUAUUUAAUAAAGCUUAGAUUUUUUUAUAGAGAGUUUUUGGUUCUUGUUGCUGUUGUCCAUUAAAAUCAACCUGUAAUAUG
This is a messenger RNA of Mus caroli (Ryukyu mouse), 3614 nucleotides long. It is a transcript of the gene Tfcp2, whose product is annotated as transcription factor CP2. Lineage: Eukaryota; Metazoa; Chordata; Mammalia; Rodentia; Muridae. Gene Ontology annotation, molecular function: RNA polymerase II cis-regulatory region sequence-specific DNA binding; DNA-binding transcription activator activity, RNA polymerase II-specific. Gene Ontology annotation, cellular component: nucleus. Gene Ontology annotation, biological process: positive regulation of transcription by RNA polymerase II. The record is from RefSeq and is a predicted model, not a curated record.